UCGGUGAAGGUUCAAGGCAAUCUUCUUCUUCUCCAGGAUAGCUAAUGGCCAUUAGCCAGUGGUGCCGCGGCAGGACCAUCGGCCGCGGCUCCACCGCUACCGUCUUCCUGGCAACCGCCUUCCCCUCUGGCUACCUAUUCGCCGUCAAGUCCGCCGACCUCUCCCUCCACGCUUCGCUGCAAAGGGAGCAAGGUAUCCUCUCCUCUCUCCACCACCCCAACAUCGUGUCCUGCCUCGGCUUCGACGUCACCGCCGAAUCCUCGGGCGGCCAGCUCUCCUACAACCUGUUCUUGGAAUACGCGCCGCUUGGUUCGCUCUCUGAAUGCAUAGUGAAGCACGGCGACCGCCUGGAAGAGGGCGUGAUCCGGUCUUACACCGGCGACAUACUCCGCGGCCUUGCUUACCUCCACGCCAAGUCCAUCGCGCAUUGCGACGUCAAGAGCAGGAACGUCCUGAUAUGGCCGGACGGGCGCGCCAAGGUCGCGGACCUCGGGUGUGCACGGCCGACCACUGGGGACGACGGUACGGUGCGGCCUAUCGCGGGCACGCCGAUGUUCAUGGCGCCGGAGGUGGCGCGCGGAGAGGAGCAGGGGGCGCCGGCCGACAUAUGGGCGCUCGGGUGCACGGUCGUCGAAAUGGCCAGCGGGCUGCCUCCCUGGCCCGACGUCGACGUCCCGGCCGCCGCCUUGCACCGCAUCGGCUUCACGACGGACGUCCCGAAGUGCCCAGGGUGGUUGUCGGAGGAGGCCAAGGACUUCCUCGACAAGUGUUUGAGGAGGGACGCGAGAGAGCGGUGGACGGCGGAUCAGUUACUGCAGCACCCGUUCCUGGCGAAGCGGAGUCCACCGAACCGCUUCACGGAAAGCGAUUCGAGUCAGGUAAAGGUCUCUCCGAGGAGCACACUGGAGCAGAGCUUAUGGGACUCCGUAGCAGAUGAAGAAGAAGAGGUGGAGAUGGACCGGCAAUUCGACAGCCCAGAGGAGAGGAUCCGACAGCUGAUCAGCGGCGGCUUUCCGGCGGCCAAUUGGACAUGCGAUGACAACUGGAUCACGGUGAGGAUGAGUGAGGAGGAACCUCCAGUCGCUACAGCAGAUGCUGCCGAUGAACCAAUCGGUCACAGCAAUACUGAUUACAUCAGUUCAGCAGCAGAUCGCUUCUCUGAUUCUGUUGGAUAUGGUGUUCCAGACUGCACUGAUGAAUUAGAUGAUGUAGUAAUUGUGAAUCAAAUGACUGGGGAGAGACAGAUCUGUACACCUGCUGUUGAUGUCGAUAAUAAUAUUUGUUUUUCUGCUAAUUUGGUGCAUCGAUUGGUCUUUUAG
Messenger RNA from Musa acuminata subsp. malaccensis (wild Malaysian banana), 1319 nucleotides. RefSeq names its product mitogen-activated protein kinase kinase kinase 18-like. The record is from RefSeq and is a predicted model, not a curated record. Lineage: Eukaryota; Viridiplantae; Streptophyta; Magnoliopsida; Zingiberales; Musaceae. Gene Ontology annotation, molecular function: ATP binding; protein kinase activity. Gene Ontology annotation, biological process: protein phosphorylation; signal transduction.